Molecule: messenger RNA, 1017 nt
Organism: Thyridium curvatum
Lineage: Eukaryota; Fungi; Ascomycota; Sordariomycetes; Thyridiales; Thyridiaceae
Exons: 1
Coding region: 1-1017 (338 amino acids)
Biological process (GO): carbohydrate metabolic process
Cellular component (GO): extracellular region
Molecular function (GO): chitinase activity
Source: RefSeq, a predicted model, not a curated record
AUGCCACCUAUUCAUCGUCCCAACUUGCCUCGUAUCAUCACCUACUACCAGACCCAUCAUGACGCAAGUGGCCAGCUCAUCUCGGCGCUGCCGCUCGUCACAGCCAAGGGCAUAGAGCUGACACAUCUGAUCGUCGGGGCUAUACACCUGAACGACGACCCGAACGGCAUGACGCUGAACGACCACCACCCGGACCAUGAACGCUUCACCUCUCUGUGGGCCGAGUUGCGCAUCCUGCAGGCUAGCGGUGUCAAGGUCUUGGGCAUGCUCGGUGGAGCUGCAAAGGGCUCGUACGAGCGGCUCGACCAGGACAGGCUGACCUUUGAGCGCUACUACGUCCCCCUCCGGGACAUGGUGCGGCGGCGGGGGCUGGACGGGCUGGACCUGGAUGUCGAGGAGCCCAUGAGCCUCGCGGGCAUCAUCCGCCUCAUCGAUCGGCUGCGCGCCGACUUUGGGCGAGACUUCAUCCUCACGCUGGCUCCCGUCGCCGCUGCGCUGUUGGACCCCAUGAGGAACCUGUCCGGGUUCGACUACGAGGCACUCGAGGUCAUGCGCGGCUCCGAGAUAGCCUGGUACAACACCCAGUUCUACUGCGGCUGGGGCGAUUGCAGCAAUCCCCUCAUGUACGAGAUGAUUGUGGCCAGGGGCUGGCCUGCCAACAAGGUGGUGGUUGGCAUGGUCACAAAUCCCGAAAACGGCGCCGGCCAUGUGCCCUGGGAGUCCCUCUCUACCGUCAUCCCGCUUCUUGUAGGUCGACAUCCCAACUUUGCCGGGGUCUCUGGCUGGGAGUACUUCAACUCUCUGCCCGGCGGCAGAGAGAAGCCAUGGGAGUGGGCCGAAUGCAUGACGGGCCUGCUCAGAGGGGAAAAGCCCAUCCCGCCGACUGCCCUUCACCAGUGGGCAGACCGAGCCAGCCACGCUCUGGUAGAUAUAGACCCGGACAGCCAGGGUGACGGCGCGGCCCCAGUGCCUUGUGAAUUCGAGUAUCACACGGAUACAGAUACUGACGUGGAUUGA